Messenger RNA from Cricetulus griseus (Chinese hamster), 1032 nucleotides. The record is from RefSeq and is a predicted model, not a curated record. Lineage: Eukaryota; Metazoa; Chordata; Mammalia; Rodentia; Cricetidae.
AUGCCCAGAGGACAUAAGAGUAAGGUUCGUGCUCGAGAGAAGCGCCGCCAGAUCCAAGAUGAGGCCCAGGGGUUCAAGGAUGCUCAAGCAAAGGCAGAAGAGAAAGAAGAGGCAUCCUCCCCCUCUGCUUUUGAUUCUGGAGAUGCUGUUGCAAGCACCUCUACUGCUUGCCUGCCUCCCAAGUGCAAACCUCAGGGUGAGGCAUCUACAAUCACUGCUGGGAAACGUGUGGCCCGCAAAAGAUCUGGUAAAGGUGCCAAAGGCCGAAGGGAGCAAAGUCCUAGUUGCUCUAAGGCCCCACACUCCGCUGAGAGCCCCCAGAGUGAUCUUCUAUCAAGGAAGACGGGAAUGCUGAUGCAGUACCUGCUCUGCAAGUACAAGAUGAAACAGCCAAUGAAUAAGGGAGAAAUGCUGAAAAUUGUCAACAAAAGAUUCAAGGAGCAGUUUCCUGACAUCCUCAAGAAGGCCUCUGAGCGCAUCCAGCUGGUUUUUGGUCUUGAAGUGAAGCAAAUCAAGCCCAACAGUAGCUACUACACCCUUGUCAGCAAGUUAGAUCCUGGCCAGGAUAGGGCUCUGACCACUGGCUUGCCUUUUCCCCAGAAUGGGCUGCUGAUGCCUUUGCUGGGUGUGAUCUUCUUGAAUGGUAACCGUGCCUCUGAGGCAGAGAUCUGGGAAUUCCUGAAUAUUUUAGGAAUUUAUGAUGGGAAGGCACACAUUAUCUUUGGGGAGCCCCGAAAGCUCGUUACCAAAGAUUUGGUUAAGGAAAAAUACCUGGAAUAUCGUAAGGUACCUGGUAGUGAUCCUCCAUCCUAUGAGUUCCUGUGGGGUCCCCGAGCCCGUGCUGAAACUACCAAGAUGAAAGUUCUGGAGUUUUUAGCCAAGGUCAAUGAGACCGUUCCUCAGGCUUUCCCAUCUCAUUAUGAAGAGGCUUUGAGAGAUCAGGAAGAGAGAGCCCAAGCUGAAGCUGUAGGGGGGCAUGGCACUACUGCCAAAGGCAAGGCAGAGUUUGAAGUUGCACCUGGUGACGACUAG